Molecule: messenger RNA, 439 nt
Organism: Theileria parva strain Muguga
Lineage: Eukaryota; Apicomplexa; Aconoidasida; Piroplasmida; Theileriidae
Exons: 7
Coding region: 8-439 (143 amino acids)
Source: RefSeq, a predicted model, not a curated record
AUUCUAAAUGUACAUUCUACCUCUUAUUAUAUAUGUCAGCUUAAUUGUAUGUGAUAAAAAUGAAACUGAAAAGGAUUCGUCACAAAUCCACUUAAACAUAGAAUUCCCAAAGGAUGAUGAAUCUAAACUAAACUUAAGCACUGGAGGAAGUGAACAGGAUAAGGAGGUGAAAACACCAGUAGUGAUAAUCUCACCCAAGCCUCUGGUUGAUUACGAAAGGUUGUAUAAAAAAAUGAUGGAACUUAAGCCAAACACAACGGGAAAUAACAGAUUAGAAAAUGAAGUAAUUUAUGAUGAGAAGGUUGCGUCUAACGAUCCUGUAUACAAGAGAGAGAUGUUGUACAAACUAUUAAAAGACGUAGAAUCUCGGAUAGCUUUCUACAGAGCAGAUGCAAACGAAGUAGAAAUGUUAAUGUCUUCAAAUCAUGGAUUAAGUUAA